Messenger RNA from Galeopterus variegatus (Sunda flying lemur), 822 nucleotides. Its product is annotated as ropporin-1. Bases 25 to 678 code for a protein of 217 amino acids. The transcript is spliced from 6 exons. NCBI's taxonomy places the organism in Eukaryota, Metazoa, Chordata, Mammalia, Dermoptera, Cynocephalidae. The record is from RefSeq and is a predicted model, not a curated record.
UCUCCUUCGGUGUUCAUUUCUACAAUGGUGAACCAAUCGAUGCCUCAGACAGAUAAGCAAAUAUGCAUCCCACCGGAGCUGCCAGAACUGCUGAAGCAGUUUUCCAAAGCCGCCAUUCGGACCCAGCCGCAGGAUCUCAUCCAGUGGGCUGCAGAUUAUUUUGGGGCCAUGUCCCGUGGAGAGAUUCCUCCAGUGAGAGAGAGGUCUGAGCAAGUUGCUUUGUCUAACUGGGCAGAGCUGACCCCCGAGCUGUUAAAGAUCCUGCAUUCUCGGGUUGGUGGCAGACUGAUCAUCCAUGCAGAAGAGCUGGCCCAGAUGUGGAAGGUGCUGAACCUCCCGACAGAUCUGUUUAAUAGUGUGAUGAAUGUGGGUCGCUUCACGGAGGAGAUCGAGUGGCUCAAGUUUUUAGCUCUUGCUUGCAGCUCUCUCGGAGUUACCAUUGCCAAAACUCUCAAGAUAGUGUGUGAAGUUUUAUCAUCUGACCGUGAUGGUGGACCUCCCCGGAUGCCUUUCAGCACCUUCCAGUUUCUCUACACAUAUAUUGCUGAAGUGGAUGGAGAGAUCUCAGCAUCACAUGUCAGCAGAAUGCUGAACUACAUUGAACAGGAAGUAAUUGGUCCUGAUGGUUUAAUCAAGGUAAAUGACUUUACCCAAAACCCCAGGAUUCGGCUGGAGUAAAAGCACAAUUUUGGCGAUUUAAAAGAAGAUACAGAGAUGAUUAUACUUCAAAAUGACUGAAUCCCCACAUACCAUCCAAAGUCAGUUUUCUUGUACAACUGGUACACACUAAUAAACAAUUAGGCAAACAUGUGAAAUCAGAAA